Microtus oregoni (creeping vole) is the source of this 5842-nucleotide messenger RNA. RefSeq names its product E2F transcription factor 3 (gene E2f3). The record is from RefSeq and is a predicted model, not a curated record. Gene Ontology annotation, biological process: regulation of transcription by RNA polymerase II. Gene Ontology annotation, molecular function: RNA polymerase II cis-regulatory region sequence-specific DNA binding; protein dimerization activity; DNA-binding transcription factor activity, RNA polymerase II-specific. Gene Ontology annotation, cellular component: RNA polymerase II transcription regulator complex. The transcript is spliced from 7 exons. Lineage: Eukaryota; Metazoa; Chordata; Mammalia; Rodentia; Cricetidae. Bases 732 to 2534 code for a protein of 600 amino acids.
CUGCAACCUAUACUUGCUGUACGAGUUCACUGUACAAAAGAGUUAAUUUUUACUUAAACCCAAUUCGGGCUAAUCAUGAAGCCUACCAGGAAUGCUCUGGAAUAUGAACUAAAGUGGGCCUGCAGUCGCGUCAGCUGAACCUCCUACCCCCACGGUUCUGUCUGCCCACAUGCUUCUGUCUAUCAGCCCUAGCCUCCGGAUCCGCUCUCGCGCCAUUGGUUGGAAUUCAGGAAGGAAGAAACCCAGGAUUUAAAGGGCUCAGUUUUCCACCUGCCAGGCCGGGUCCAACUUGCCUUUGACACGUAUUUGUGAGAAUCACUAGCAGUUCUUCACUCACUACACUGAUUGGUUAAAGGAAAAGGAGUCCCCGAGGGUGUCACCUUGACAAUCUCCAAAACCGAAACUUGCGCUCAAGAUUAUCUCCACACUGCGUCUGCGAGGCAGAGUCCCUGCCCAGGUCACCAGAGCCAGCCCCUCGGGAGGGGCCUGGGAGAGGCGUGGCUUUCCGUGGGAGAGUAGGAUUUUGCUCCACCUCCUAAGAAGCCUGCUCUGCUUCCAGCCAAUCAGGCUGGCCUAUGCAAAUAGAGCCCGGGUCACCCCGGUAACCAUGAUGUAUAGGGACCAAUGGAAACCGGCCAGUGGCGACCUCGCUCCAGGAUUGGUACCCAAGUAAGGCGACAGGGAUCCAAUGGACUGUGGGAACAGUCCUCGGCGGGCAGAGGGGAGGAGAUAUGCAAAUAUGGUUUGAAAAGCCGGCGGGAAAUCUGAGUUUCGCGGGAGGACCUUGGCGCGUAAACCGUAUCCCUUCAUUCAUUGUCAGCAGCAGCUUCCUGGAGCCAUUUUUCAGCUGCCGGCCGCAGCACCCGGGCUGCCGCCGCCGCCUCGCAAUCCGUUGCAUCGGCUGCCCCCGACGCCUCCAUCUCCCCUCGGGGCCUGAUAUCCAAGCGGCCGGGACCCUCCUCUCUCCAGACCCCCGAUUAUUUUUGGCCCCGGGACCUGUGCGGUGCGGAAAAAUAAAAAAGAAAAGAGAGAGAGAGGGUUCGGAAGCGCCGGGAGGGGAGGCAAGAAGGAGAGACUUGGAAACUCCGACUGCAAAUAAUAAAGAAAUUGAAAGCAAUACGUUAAUAUAUCGUAACACUAAAAAAGAGCAGGAGCGAGAGAUGAGAAAGGGGAUCCAGCCCGCCCUGGAGCAGUACCUGGUGACCGCCGGGGGUGGGGAGGGGGCGGCUGUCGCCGCCGCCGCUGCAGCCUCCAUGGACAAAAGGGCACUGCUAGCCAGCCCCGGCUUCGCCGCCGCCGCCGCCCCGGGCACGUACAUCCAGAUCCUCACUACGAACCCUUCCACCACGUCCUGUGCCACCUCCCUCCAAAGCGGCACCCUGGCCGCCGGCCCCCUUCUCCCCAGUGUCCCCGGCGCGGAGCCGGCCGCCGGCAGCCUCCUCUACACCACGCCACAAGGACCCUCCAGCAGAGCCGGGCUGUUGCAGCAACCACCAGCACCAGGACGCGGCGGCGGCGGCGGCCCUCCGGCAAAGCGAAGGCUGGAGCUGGGUGAGAGUGGCCAUCAGUACCUCUCAGAUGGUCUGAAAACUCCCAAGGGCAAAGGAAGAGCCGCACUGCGGAGUCCUGAUAGUCCCAAAACUCCAAAAUCUCCCUCAGAAAAAACGCGGUAUGAUACGUCACUCGGUCUGCUCACCAAGAAGUUCAUUCAGCUCCUGAGCCAGUCGCCUGAUGGGGUCCUGGAUCUGAACAAGGCAGCAGAGGUGCUCAAAGUGCAGAAGAGGAGGAUUUACGACAUCACCAACGUGCUGGAAGGCAUCCACCUCAUUAAGAAGAAGUCGAAGAACAACGUCCAGUGGAUGGGCUGCAGUCUGUCUGAGGAUGGGGGCAUGCUGGCCCAGUGUCAAGGCCUGUCCAAAGAAGUGACCGAGCUCAGUCAGGAAGAGAAGAAAUUAGAUGAACUGAUCCAAAGCUGCACCCUGGACCUCAAACUGCUGACCGAGGAUUCAGAGAAUCAAAGGUUAGCUUAUGUUACAUAUCAAGAUAUUCGAAAAAUUAGUGGCCUUAAAGACCAAACUGUUAUAGUUGUGAAAGCCCCUCCAGAAACAAGACUUGAAGUGCCUGACUCACUAGAGAGCCUACAAAUACAUUUGGCAAGUACCCAAGGGCCCAUUGAGGUUUACUUGUGUCCAGAAGAAACAGAAACACACAGACCCAUGAAAACAAACAACCAAGACCACAAUGGGAAUAUCCCUAAGCCCACUUCCAAAGACUUGGCUUCUAACAACUCAGGACAUAGCGACUGCUCCGUUUCCACAGCAAACCUCUCUCCUCUGACCUCCCCAGCCAACCUUUUACAGCAGACUGAGGACCAAAUCCCUUCCAACCUCGAAGGACCCUUUGUGAACUUACUGCCUCCCCUGCUCCAAGAGGACUAUCUGCUGAGCCUAGGAGAGGAAGAGGGCAUCAGUGAUCUCUUUGAUGCGUAUGAUUUGGAAAAGCUGCCCCUCGUGGAGGACUUCAUGUGUAGUUGAUUGGGCUUUGUACAAACUAUCCUUACAAACCAAUAUUUUUUUAUCACGGAAUCAGAACGUGUAUCGCAGUGUUGUCCCCUCCUACCUUCUUCCUCCAAGAGUAUCAUGAAGUAAACUUCAGAACAAAGCUGACAUUUUAAUGAAUUAUUAUUAUUAUUAUUUUUUUUUUUCCCUAAACGCACAGUUGCAGGCUCCCUUGGGAAAGCCCUGCCUGGUCACAGGCUCCAAAAUCUUCCUGAUGAGUCAGCAAGUGAGAAGAUGUGCAAUCAGGUGUCUCUCACCUGCCCUUUUCUCCCCUCCUUCCUCUCCUUCCCUUGCGGACUGGCUUGCUGUGCCUAACGGAUGGGCUGUUGAAUGGGCCUGGCCACCCAGCCUGCUGGCAGACAGCAUUCUCCCUUUGACAGCAUUUCAAGCCGUGCCUUCUCUGCAGAAUGCAUGUCUUUGUGAGUCUGCUAACCUGGAAUGGAAAUCUGCCACAAAUGCAAGCUUGAAGUCAUGCAAAGGAAUGACUCGGAUUUCUUCAGCUCUUAGGAAUAUUUAAAUUACUCUCAUAAUUCAAUGUAAGCUAUGGGCCGCGUGUCCCACUCGGAGGUUGCAAGAGCCUCCACAGCCUUUUGGAUGAAGAACUUGUUUGUGAGUGCUCAUUGCAGAGACAGAGACUAGAAGAGUUCUGCUGCUCGACGCUGUUGUGGAUUUUCCUGUCUCCAUACCCCACCUGCUUCCACUCCCCCCCCAUCCUGCGUGUUUGUGAGUUUCCGGUUGAUUACUUGCAACUUAGGAGUUCCUUGUGGGUUGUUUUUAGAAUUUUUAUUUUUCUAGCUGCCAUUGAAGCAUUCCUGUGGCCCCCAUCAACCAUUUCAAUUGAAGUGUUUACCUUAAAGCGGUUUUUUGCAAAUUCCUUUUCCUUUAGCAGAGGGAGAGAACCUCUCCUGAUCAAAGCAUCUAAACCUGUGUGACCUAAGGUCCACCAGCCUCUGCGAGGAGCAUCCUCUGUCUUGCUUCCUUUCCCAGAAAGGAAGCUUGGAACGAGAACAGCUCUCGAGCUCACUGACUCGAGUGGCCCCCAGUGAGGACCUCGGGCCAGAUGAUAGAGCUGUCCCAUGGAGCAGCAGGCAUGGAUCCCUCCAUCCUUGGGCUUCCCGGGCCCCUGCGACCGGGAAAGGGCUCUAAUGCCACACUCAGGGAGACCACUUCUCAGGGUGGGGUCAGGUGGAGAGGCCCUAGGGAGAAAGGCAUCCCGUUGUGUAAGUGGCAUUCUAUCAGGGACACUUCCUGAAGUUGGGACGAGGAGCUCCCACUGUGUCAGGGGGUAGACUAGUUCUGUCCAGAACCCAUCACCCUUCCUACUGUGAGUGGGUGAGUUGGGCAAAGGGAAAAUGGGAGAUAGGAAACGCAGUGAUAGAAUGCCAGGGCGUCUCCCUCGUUACGCCUCAGGAAUGGUGUCCCAAACUGGAGGCUCUGUGUCAGCUAUGAUCCUUCCAGUUACUUCCAAGAAUAACGUUCCCACUGGCAGGUGGCAAUGGCCAUCACGUCCUGGUGUUGACUAUGGCAUAGUACCUCAAAUCCAUUCCUUGGAUGCUAAGGGCUGCGGAAAUGAGUUAGUCAUAAAAACUAACCUCCAGCUGAACGGUUUGAAACACUAUGUGCCUGACCCACCAGGGAGGCACGUAGUAGGCACUCGACUCAUAUACACGUAACCGUGUUGAAAAUAUCCCUUGGGAAAACAUUUUAAUAAACCACAAGAACCCUGGCCAGUUUACUCUAGAUAGAUUUCCACAAUAUGCAAAGCGGUGGUGGGGGUGGAGACAGAAGACACCGGCACUUUAAACUCUGUGUGUGGGUAUGCGUGGUGUAUGUUUGGGAAGAAAAAUCAAAGGUGCAGACUAUCUUCCUCUCUCUUCUUCAGCCUCAGCCCCGGCCUCCUCCCCUCACACACUCUGGACUUGGUACAGAAUAAUCCGUGUGGUCCGAGCUGAAGCACUGGGGUGGAGGAGGGAGGGGGAGCUUCGUGUUAAGUGCCUACUGGAAAUGCACUGUGGGUUUUUUCCUGUAUGGGAAACCAUUUAUGCCAAGCUUUCCCCCAUGUCCUCUAUUUAUCUCAUCUGGUUAGCUGCCUCUGCUUCUGGCUUUGUGUAAUUCUCUUUGCCAGCUGCAUCGAGCUGGGUUUCUUUCCCCCGAAGUCUAAUGACUAAACUCACCUUGCUCCAGGUUGUUGUAUGUUUGGUUGACUUUGCUUUGUUGAAACUAUUCGUAUUGUGAUACCAUAUUUAUUGUUUUAAGAAAGGAAAGGAAUACUAAUGAGUCUUCAAGAAUUCUUUCAUGCAUAAUAAGACUUUUCCAGUUAAUGGGCUUAUUUGGCGUACGUAGAGGAGAGACGUCCAUAUUAUAUUCUGUUUGCAUUUAGGUCUUUUCUUUGCUCUUAAUAUCUGGCACACAAAGUAGAUGAGUACUACAGUAUUUGUGUUCCUUUAAAUCCUGAGAGUGCAGGUUCCCUGGUACCAUUAAGUUGCUGCUACUUAAAGCUCACAUGCGGAUGGCUGAACGUUCCAAGUGUGCGAAUGGUGAUGGCGUGAGCCUCAGAGGAUUAAACUGUAUAAAGGGCAACACAUGAGCUGUCAAACAGUGUUAGGCGUGUGUUUGUGUACAUAGCAGUUUUAUUUAAGUCGAUACAGUCCGCUCACAUUGCCAUUGUUUUCCAGUUUUUGUACAGAGAUAGCGAUUCAUUUGUAAACACUGCCAGAAUAUUUUCUAGCUGGUUUGUAAUUUUUUAAGACUGUUGCCUUGGGUUUUGUUUUUUGUUGUUUGUUGUUGUUGUUGCUCCUGUGACUCUUGUUUGCCUUUUGGGUCGUACGUGUAGCUCUGUCUGUAAAUAGAACCGCAGUAUUUAAAGCUUUAGCUUUCAGGAAAAACGAAGUAAGAAUCCAAGUGUGUGCAUGACACGUUGUGCGUCUGAGAAGGGAUCUGGAGGAAGAUGCCUUGUGGAGGAAGUUGGGUGGCAGUUGGCAGGGUGUGGGAUGUCUUUCCUACGGGGUACAUGCUUUUUGUAAAAAGGAAGUGUUUCUCCCAACGUUGGGAGUGCGCAAACUACUAAUCAGUUUAGCUUUGUGUUGUAUGCUAGUUACAAAAAUAAAUAAUGUAAUAUAAUGUAAAAAUAGACAAACAAACAAAAAAAAGCUUUUAUGAUGGAUUUUGUAAAUAGAUUUGUUACAGGGUGACCUGUUCUAGCUGUGAUCUUACCACUUCAAAUGGAUGUAAUUUGAAUAAAUUUUGUAUGGUAAAGGGUCAAUAAAAUGAUUUUUUUAAGAGUU